AUGAACACGCACGCGUGGUAUCAACAAAAGAUAACAACCUCGCACGUGCCAUGGAAUCACCACAGCCGCCGCCGUCCGCAACUACUACCUUAUCUUUCACAGCCACCACCACCACUGAAUUUAUCGACCAAAUGGCACUUUAAAUGUGUAGCUGCAAUUAGCAAACAAGCCCAACGUUUCUUCUCCGCAGUGGUGCCCUCCCUUGUCACAGGAGAUACUUCAGCUUCUAACCGUUUGAUAAAGAAAUUUGUGGCAUCAUCACCGAAAUCAAUUACUCUCGAUGCACUCUCUCAUCUUCUCUCUCCUGACUCCACUCACCCUCUCCUCUCCUCUCUCACUCUUCCACUCUAUUUAAAGAUAAGUGAAGCAUCGUGGUUUAGUUGGAAUGCUAAGUUAGUUGCACAAGUUAUUGUCUUGCUAGAUAAACAAGGCCUAGACAAAGAAUUAGAAGCUUUGAUGUCUGAAACAGUUUCAAAAUUACAGUUUAAAGAGAGGGAGCUUGUUCUUUUUUAUUGCAAUUUGAUUGAGUUUAACUCAAAACACAGCUGCAGUCGUGGGUUUGAUGAUUCUUAUGCUCGUUUGAAUCAGCUUGUUUGUGAUUCUAUUUCCGUUUAUGUAAAAAAACAAGGUUAUAAAGCUAUGAUUAGUGGGUUAUGUGAAAUGGGUAGGGCUAGAGAGGCUGAGGAUUUGAUAGGAGAGAUGAGAGGGAAAGGAAUAAAGCCAACAUUGUUUGAAUUUAGGUGUGUUUUAUAUGGGUAUGGAAGAUUAGGAUUGCUUAAAGAUAUGGAGAGGAUUCUUGAUGAAAUGGAAAGUGGAGGGAUUGAAGUUGAUACGGUCUGUGUAAAUAUGAUUCUUGCAUCUUAUGGAGCUCACAAUGCACUUCCUGAAAUGGGUUUGUGGCUGCAAAAGAUGAAAACUUUGGGCAUUCCCUUAUCAAUAAGGACUUGCAAUUCGGUUCUGAAUUCAUGUCCUAGGAUCAUGGCAUUGAUGAGAAACUUGGAUGCUUGUUAUCCAGUUUCGAUUCAAGAAUUGUUGAAGAUUUUGAGUGAGGACGAGGCAGUUUUAGUUAAAGAAUUGGUUGAAUCAUCAGUUUUGAAUGAGACAAUCAAGUGGGAUGCUUUAGAUGGGAAGUUGGAUUUACAUGGAAUGCACUUAGGUUCAGCGUAUGUGAUACUGUUGCAAUGGAUGGAGGAGACGAGGAAUAGAUUGAGUACCGGAGAGCAUGUGAUUCCAGCAGAGAUUACAGUGGUUUGUGGAUCAGGAAAUCAUAGCAGUGUUAGAGGGGAAUCUCCAAUUAAAUCUAUGGUUACAGAGAUAAUGGCUCAAACGAGAAGUCCAAUGAGAAUCGAUAGGAAGAACAUUGGUUGUUUUGUUGCUAAAGGAAAAGCUGUCAAGGAAUGGUUGGCUAUGUUAAAUGAUGGAUGA
Molecule: messenger RNA, 1425 nt
Organism: Dovyalis caffra
Lineage: Eukaryota; Viridiplantae; Streptophyta; Magnoliopsida; Malpighiales; Salicaceae
Source: the annotation of a GenBank genome assembly